This is a messenger RNA of Cyclopterus lumpus (lumpfish), 3828 nucleotides long. RefSeq names its product TGF-beta activated kinase 1 (MAP3K7) binding protein 3 (gene tab3). The coding region runs from base 293 to 2068 and encodes 591 amino acids. Lineage: Eukaryota; Metazoa; Chordata; Actinopteri; Perciformes; Cyclopteridae. Gene Ontology annotation, cellular component: extracellular exosome. Gene Ontology annotation, molecular function: ubiquitin binding. The transcript has 7 exons. The record is from RefSeq and is a predicted model, not a curated record.
GCGUCGCUCGAGCCGAUUUAAACAACUUCCUGGUCCGGGAAAAUCUGACAUUAUCGCGACAGUCUGUUCGUAUGCAGCUCAGCGACAAGGGGCCUGGCGCUGGAAUGCGAAACCAUAACUUAUUUAGUCAAAACAAAUCGUUGACGAACUUCAGCGUACCGUUUCAGAAACACCACAGGACUCGGCUGUCGUCCGAGACAUGAGGGAGACUCCCAACGUACGGGUAUGAGACGCGAUCAGUUAUUUCAACAUUUGCAGCUUGGGGCUCGUUGACUCUCUGUGUUGGCUCAGGAUGGCACAGGGAGGCUCUCAGCUGGACUACCACAUCCUGCAGGACCUCAAGCAGCGUUUCCCAGAGAUCCCAGAGGGUGUAGUUUCACAGUGCCUUCUGCAGAACAACAAUAACCUGGAUCUUUGCUGUCACCUGCUGGCUCAGGAGAGUAACAGAUACCUGUAUGGAGAGUUCCAUCACAGUCCAGAGGAAGGGCGACUUAGUCGAAACCACAUGCUACACAUUAGCCUAGGAUACCCAGGCUCAGAGGCAGGCAAGGCAAAUGGAGGAGCAGCAGGACGCUCCCUUGUGCACAGCAACAGUGACAGUCACAUCGAACCCCAGCGGCCCAGCUAUCCUGAGUCACUGUCGGCCCCCGCCACCAUGGCCCCCUCCGUGGGUUACAAUCCUUUCUUCAUGAACGAUCAGAGCCGCUCAGCUAGCACUCCCACUCCUCCACCCACAAUGCAGGGAAUGUCUCCCACAUACUCCCCAAUCCCACGUUACACUAUGAACCCUAUAACAGUCACACUUUCGCAAAGUAGUAUACCCAAUGUCCCGCAAGCUCUGCAGAUUCCCCCUGGGCAUUACGCUAACAGCACCAACGCCACCUUGUAUAUUCGACCCUCACCUUCCCAGAGCCCACAGCCAGCACCCUGGUCCUCCUCAGGGGUGCCUGUGUAUCAGCAUCAGCAGUCCCCCUACAAUACUCCCACAUAUGGCUCGCCUUACAGCUCCCCACAGCAUCAGGUCCAGCCCCAACCACAGCCCCAGCCCCAACCACAGCACCAGCAAUAUGUCUUCCUCCCUAUUAGCUCCCCAACCCUUCCCAGCAUGCCCUACCAUCACCAGCAACAGCCAGCUGUGUACAGGCCCUACCACACAAAAAGCUCCCUGAAGAACCAGAUAGAGAUUACCCUGGAGGGUCCACGACCUCGCAGCAACUCACCUGUGCACACACCCCACCCCCAGGGAGCGCUUUAUAUGGCCACCAGCCCUUCGCCCAGCUCCCCUUCGAGGGGCAUCACUAUGAGUGGACCUUCAGGGCCGGCAUCCUUCCACCCUGGGAUGUACCUGCAGCAUCAGGGCCCUACAAGGCCUCGGCCUGCCUCCUCUCCUCAACCGGGCCAGUCAGCGUACACCUUCAAAAUCAAAGUUUCCCCAGGUGGCCAGGCCCAGAGGUCACUCAGCUCACCUCCUGUGGCCGAAGCUGAGUCUCUUCUCAACAUAGUAGACCAAGGGGAACACAACGCUGCCCCUGCACCCAUCCUGCCCAUCUCUGCUCUGCCAGGGAACAUUGUCAGUCAGUUUCAACACAUGCCACGACGUUCAAGCUCAGGCUCUGAUGACUAUGCCUACACACAAGCUCUCCUGCUCCACCAGCGGGCAAGGAUGGAGCGUCUCAUGAAGGAGCUGCUGAUGGAGAAGCAGAAACUAGACCACCUGAAGGCCGAUGUCAACAACAUGGAAUAUGACGCCCUUCAAAGACGCUUUCGAAGAGUCAACUCCACCAGUCUUAUUCCCAGACCUGAAGAGAUGACCCGAUUGCGGAGUCUGAACAGACAGCUUCAGAUUGAUAUCGACUGUACCCUGAAGGAGACGGAUCUACUGCAGUCUAGAGCAUUGAUCUUGAAAGAGCCAAGCCCAGAAGCAGACAGAGUUGGGUCCAAAGUGAUGGACGAGGCUCCAUCACACUGCAUACAGAUGCAGCGUUCUAAAAUGACCUACUGGUCCGUGACAGGACCCAGGCCCAUCCAAGGUUGCCCCUCAUUGGGCCCAUGCACAGUGUUCGGCUGACUUCCAAAUGCCCUUUGGCAAACACUGGCUGAGACGUCAUGCAUGCAAGUUUUUCACACUGGCUUUCUCUUUGCCACUCUUCCAUAAAGCGGUGAAUGGUGAAGCACCCGGGCGGCAGUUUUUAUGAAUACAAUGUCUCUCCUUAGAGAACGCUGAUUUCCCUCACCAGUGCCCCUCUCACACACUUGUUUUUGAGGAUGGCCUGAGGAUGGCUGCAAAAUACUUGGAUUUUCUGGUCAGCCCCCUUUUUUUUUUUUACCAGUUUAAGCGUAUGCUUCUUACCGGUUAAAGCGUAUGCUUUUGGUUGCAUUGUUUCAAGGAAUUUCUGUUGGUCUGUGUGGUCUUUACAUCUUCGCAUUCAUCCGAUCUACUGCACACUUCGCGGGUGUAUUGGUGGGGACCAAAGGACCUGCAGUGUUGAAGUUGGUGCAAUUUGGACAAGCAAGGUUCAAUAUUUAUAAACUUUGAAUAAACACCCGAUAGCGCUCUGUGCAGCAGCGGGGGAGGAGUAUGUUGUCAACAGCUGGCCUUUGUAAUGUGCAGCUAAUUGACUGCAGUCUCCUUUGCUGCUGGAUGUGCUAAUGUUACAACCAAUCUCUCUUCACCAAGCAAUUGCCUCGUUAUGAACGGGGAAAGGCUCUAAUUUCUUUAAUUGUUAAGCCAUGCUUGUAAUGUAAUGCAUGUUUUAAAAUGAGGUAUCAUACUAGUUACACAGGUGUACGCAACUAUUUAUUACUGUUCCUUUAUUACGUUUCAUGUUGUUGUGUAUAUAAAUACUUUUAUUAUUAUUAUAUUUUGGGACUUUUUUUUGGUCUUUGUUGGGACAAAUGUAGAAGGUAAUUUGUGUGAGGGAUCUUUGCAUGCCUCUUUGAGCCCAGCUUUCAUCACAAAGCUCAUUAAGCUAAAGAACUUUGCAUGCAGAAAAAAAAUCCAUCCAGUUGCAAAAAUAAAUCAGAAAAUUAAGUUAAUCUGACUGCAAACCUGUAGCUAACAGGCCCAUAUUUCUUUCUUUUUCUUAUGCUGCUAUAAAUAGGUAUCUAAGCAAACAAUAAAAUCCUAUGUUGAUAAUUGUGGUCAUAAAUCUAUGUAUAACUAUAUAAACACAAGAAAGAGUAAGCUUCCUUAUCUUGUGGCCAAGUGAAGACAUGCCAGAAAACAAGCUUGGCUUCAUCUCCUUGCGAAAUGCUGAAACUGUGAAUACUGCUUGAAUUGGCUUAUUUAUUGUAGCGUUGCCCUAGCGACGUUCAGACCUGGUUCAGAUCAACUUAAGCGUGUCAAUAACAAAACGCUAAGGGCUGCGUAGGUUGAGGCGUGUUGCUUCAUGUGCCAGUGAGGCGCUGGAAUACAACACAGGAUGGUGAGUGUUAGAUAUCCAUGAAUCUUAAGCCGUUUAUAAUACUAUGAGACAGGAUUUUACAACUCCUGGAAAGUUAUUGAAAGCAUCAGCCAUUGUACUAAACUCUGUCUUAAAGAUCCUCAAGUAAACGGUAGGAUUAUGCUCUUCAUGUUACAAAAGAAACCGGAAUGUGCAUGCAAGUGCAUGUAACAUCAUAGUACGUAGCCAAAUGAUGUUUCAUUACUAAGUUGCAAAAAUUGCCUGUUGACCCUGCAGUCUUUUUUGUCUUGUGUUACACUGACUGAGGGGGCUUUAUUGUUGGUCAGAUCACAGCACUCUGUCCAACGAGUAGCUGGAAACCGGACGGUCCGACUGAUUGGACUUGUUGGGAUGGACACACUUCUAAAUGCAUGUCUGGUUUCUG